This is a messenger RNA of Pseudomassariella vexata, 1407 nucleotides long. RefSeq names its product major facilitator superfamily domain-containing protein. The coding region runs from base 1 to 1407 and encodes 468 amino acids. Gene Ontology annotation, biological process: transmembrane transport. NCBI's taxonomy places the organism in Eukaryota, Fungi, Ascomycota, Sordariomycetes, Amphisphaeriales, Pseudomassariaceae. Gene Ontology annotation, cellular component: membrane. The transcript has 3 exons. The record is from RefSeq and is a predicted model, not a curated record. Gene Ontology annotation, molecular function: transmembrane transporter activity.
AUGUCGCCAUGGACCGUCGAAGAGGAAGCGGCCGUGAGGAGGAAGCUGGAUUGGCAGGUCGUGCCCACGGUGACUGUUCUCUACAUGCUUUGCUUUCUUGACCGAGCCAACAUCGGCAACGCCCGCAUCCAAGGCAUGGGCACCGAGCUCAACCUGGUCGGGUAUCGCUUCAACUGGGCGCUGUCGGUCUUCUACAUCGUCUACGUCAUGAUCGAAGUGCCUAGCAACAUUAUCCUCAAGCGCGUGGGCCCCCGGUUCUACAUCCCCGGGCUCGUCGUCGGGUUUGGCUUCGUUUCUAUGUGCACGGCUUUCGUCCAGACGUUCGAGCAGCUCUGCGGCUUGCGCGCCCUCCUCGGUGUUUUCGAAGGCGGAACGAUGCCCGGUAUUGCGUUCUUCCUCAGUAGCUUCUACAAGCGUGAGGAGCUGCUUUUCCGUGUGGGAAUUUAUGUCGCUUCCGCGUCCAUGGCGGGGGCUUUUGGAGGCCUCCUAGCCACCGGCCUCUCCCGUAUCCCCCCCUGGGGAAUCGCCGCCGCCCCUGUCACCACCUGGCGCAACAUCUUUUUCUUCGAAGGCAUAAUCACCAUGAUCGCGGGCCUCCUGGCCCCCAUCUUCCUUCCGCAAAGUCCCGGUGUCUCAACCCGCCUGACCGAACGGGAGAGAUGGAUCGCCGACGAGCGCCUCCGCCUCGAGCACAAGAUGAUCUCGGACGAGCAGGUCAAGUUACGCCACGUCAAGCGCGCCGUCAUGAACAUCAACAACUACGUCUGCGCCGGCGGGUUUUUUCUGAUCAAUAUCACCGUUCAGGGGUUGUCGGUAUUCAUGCCAACCGUGUUGGCAGAUUUGGGCUGGACAGCGACCAAGGCACAGUUGUAUAGCGUGCCGCCGUAUGUCAUGGCGUCGGUGGUGGCCAUUGGGAUUGCGUUUGUGAGUGACAAGACGCGCAUGCGCGGGCUGUGGUUGGCGCUGUUUACGCUCAUCGCUAUUACCGGGUUUUCAAUCCUGAGGUGGAGUCAUAACCCUUCGUUAAAGUACAUGGGGGUUUUUUUCUGCACUGUCGGCGCCUUUCCGGGCGGUCCCGGGUUUCUAUCCUGGGGCUUGAACAAUGCCUCGGGGCCGGCAGUUCGUGCUGUUUCGGGAGGUUGGAUUGUCACGAUCGGAACGCUGGGAGGUGUUUUGGCUACUUGGACCUACCUUGCGAGGGAUGGGCCGGAUUAUCCUAUUGGAAACUCGAUCAACUUGGGGGGUCAAAUUCUUACGCUGUUUUUGACGCUUUUCGGCAUAUUUUAUUGUAUGUGGGAGAAUCGGCUCAGGGAAAGGGGUGGGAGAGAUUAUCGACUUGAGGGGCUUACUGAAGAGGAGCAGGCCGGUUUGGGAUACAGACACCCUCAGUUCAGAUACAUUUUGUAA